AUGUAUGGAGGAGCUCUUCCUGUUGCCAAGAGCAGUAAGACAAAGAGCAAAGCCUUAUCCAAGGAAGAUUACUUGGUAGAAGAAGCUCCAAGAAAAUCUUCUAAGAGAUCAAAAAAUGCUGAUAAGGAUGGUGUUGCAGCACCUAAACCCAAGAGAGCUAAAACUAUCAAGACUGAAAGUUCGACUGUUUCUGCUUCUGAGGAAGUUAUUCAGAAGAAGAGAAACAAAGAGCCAGAGGUUCACGAUGCUGCUAGGGAAGCUGCUCUUCAAGCUAUCAGAAGCAGAAGAGCUAAGGAAGAAAGAAGUGUUCAGGAGCGAAUCAAGGAAGCUGCUGAACAGUUAAGAAGGGAAGAAGAGGAGCCUAGUCUGAAGAAGGCUAAGAAGCCUGUGUCAUUGGAGACACCUUGCUUUAGACUCACCCCUGAGCAAGAACAAAUGGCUAAGGAAGUUGCUAAAGCUGCUGUGAUUGCUUCUCUAGCUGCUGAACUUGAAGAACAAACAGUUAAGGAAGGAACUGCUUUGUUAAAAGAAGCACUGAAAGGUAAGAACGUUUCAGAAGCAAAACCUUCAGAACCAGCAUCAGAAGCUACUAGAUCAGAAGCUCAUCCUUCAGGUAUUUCUUCAGAUCCAAAAGCUCAAUUCAAUGUUCAGACUUCUAACCUUCCAUCAUCACCCUCAUCAUCAUCCUCCACUGACUCAGAUGACAUUCCUCUGAGUCAGUACAUAAAACAAUGUCUACCAAACUUCAAACCUUCAAAAACAACCCCUUCUGAUAUCCUAGACUAUGAUCAAAUGCAGAUCAAUUUCUCUAAACAGAGGAUAAAAAUCUGUGAGAAAUUGCCUGCUGAUCAUUUCUUCCAACCACCUAUCAUCGAACCGUUAAAUAUCCAACACCUAGAAACCAAUCCAGCACCACAAAAAACCUCUGAAGUAGCUUCAGAAGAAGUCACUUCAGAAGACCCCCAACAACAUCAAACCUCAACCCUUCAUAACCUAGAAAAACACUUAGGAGAUGAGAUGCAACCAACCCCUACAAAGGCCUCUAAAACAGUCCUUGAAAAGACUGUCUUAGAAAAUCAACAAUCAAACCCCCAACCUGAAACCUCAACCAUCCAAGAGCAAAAUGUUCCUGAACAAACUGUUCCUGAACAAGUUGCCUCUGACCUACCCCAAACUAAUCUUGAACAACAAACAGAAAAUCUUAACCAAUCACCAACUCAUAAUGAAACUAUUCCUGAACAACACACUACUUCUGACCAACCAUCUCCAUCUCAUACAACAUCCAUUCCAGAACCUUUACCCAUUCCAGAACCUAUACCCAUUCUAUAUAACAUUCUAGAGUCUGAAUUCAUUGAUGAAGAGCUUCAAAGGAUCAGUGAUGAAAUUCAAGGACUUAUUCUUCUUAGAAAAGUGCCUUCACUUUCAAUUCACUAUGAAGAUCAAUGGAUGAAUCUGAAAGCUGAUUUGAAGAAAGAUUUUGCUGAGUUGCUGGAUCUAAUAAGUGAAAAAUGCAUAACAACUCAAGCUGAAGUGCUUAAGAAGCAUAUGGAAGAUCUUCACUCAGCUGAGAAAGAGAAAGAGAAAGACUCUCUACUUCUGUUAGCUAAUGCUCCCUUUUUCCAGAGAGUGACUAUGUCUCAAGAGGUGACAGAAUUUUUCAAGGGAUGA
Medicago truncatula (barrel medic) is the source of this 1668-nucleotide messenger RNA. RefSeq names its product transcriptional regulator ATRX homolog. The record is from RefSeq and is a predicted model, not a curated record. NCBI's taxonomy places the organism in Eukaryota, Viridiplantae, Streptophyta, Magnoliopsida, Fabales, Fabaceae. The transcript has 2 exons. Bases 1 to 1668 code for a protein of 555 amino acids.